GUGACACACACCCUCCCCUCCCCAAGGAUGUAAUUGGAGCAGACAGCAGUUGGCCAGGCUGGCCUGACUGACAGACAACAACAGUCCAAACUGACCAAACCAAAACUUACGCUGAAGAGUUCUAGUGAGCUGCACUGGAAAAGAAGACAAAGAAAAACAUACCUUUAAGAACUUGGAUUAAUCGACGUGUUAGGAUCUGUUUUUUUUGUUUUGUUUUGUGGAGGAGAGACCUUUUUGGUUUCAGGGGUCGCCAUGAAAAGUCUGGAUCUGUUCCUGAUGGCAUGCUGCUUAUGCCUGAGCCUGAGCACACUGGGAGAUGCAUCUGAUGUGGAGAAGGCUCUGACGAAGAAGCUCUUUGCCAACUACAAUCUUAAGGUGCGGCCAGCAGCCAGCCCUGAAGAAAGGGUGGUGGUUCGUGUGGGUAUGAUCCUCUCCUCCUUCGUUGGACUGAAUAUGAAAAAUGAAGAAAUGAGCACAAUUGUUGUCAUGAAUCUGGAAUGGACAGAUCAUCGGUUGUCAUGGAAACCCAAGGAGCAUGAUGGGAUAGAGGUGUUGCGUAUCCCGUCUGGGAAGGUUUGGCUGCCUGACAUUGUCCUCAUCAAUAAUAAUGAUGGGGUGUUUGAUGUGGCCCUGCAUGUCCAUGUUCAGGCUUAUAGCAAUGGCAGAGUAACCUGGACUCCCCCUGCACUCUACUGCAGCUCUUGUGGAGUAAAGGUAACAUAUUUCCCAUUUGACUGGCAGAACUGCACCAUGCAGUUCCGCUCCUACACGUAUGACUCGACCGAGAUCGACAUACAGUAUGCACUGGACUCAAAAGGCAACGAGAUCAGGGAGAUCCAACUGGACGAAGCUUACAGUGAGGGAGGCGAGUGGCAAAUCAGACACAAGCCGAGCAGGAAGAACCUAAAUGACGAUCUGUAUGAGGACAUGACCUUCUACCUGAUCAUCGAGAGGAAGCCUCUGUACUACGUCUUGAACAUCAUCCUCCCCUGCAUCCUCAUCACCAUCAUCGCCAUCUUUAACUUCUACCUGCCACCUGAUGCAGGCGAGAAGAUGGGUCUGUCGAUCAACGUGUUGCUCACCCUCACUGUGUUCCUGCUGCUGCUGGCUGAUAAGAUCCCAGAGACUUCACUGGGUGUCCCCAUCAUUGUCAACUACAUCAUGUUCACCAUGAUCCUGGUCACAUUUUCUGUCAUCCUCAGUGUGGUCGUCCUCAAUCUGCACCACCGCUCACCCAACACUCACCUGAUGCCCAUGUGGGUCCGCAAGAUCUUCAUCCACAUGCUGCCUCCUUACCUAGGCAUGCUGCGACCAAAAGUAGAGACCCCCCUGUCCCUGGAGACCAUGCCCCGCCGAGAGAAAAAGAUUGUCGCCAUCAGCAAGGUGGCUGAUGAAUACUUCAUCCGCAAGCCCGACUCCUCCAUCUUGUUCCCCAAGCCCAACAGGUUUCAGCCAGAGGGCAUGUGUACAGAUCUGAGAAAGUUCAUUGACGGCCCUAGUAGCUACCUCACACUACCUGACGAGCUCAAGUCAGCCAUAGAGGCCAUCACAUAUAUCGCUGAGGCUCUGCAGGCUGAGAAGGACUAUGAAGCUCUGAAGGAGGACUGGCAGUACGUGGCCAUGGUGGUGGACCGCAUGUUCCUCUGGAUCUUCGUCGUCUUCACCACUGUGGGCACCUUAGCCAUCUUCGCCGAUGCCAGCUUCAACCACACACCCACUGACCCCUUCAAAUCCCCCUGAAGCUGUGGGACGUUUGGUUUUCUUGAGCUAUACCCAUCCUGAUUUACCACCUCAGUAAAUAGGGAGGAAGAAAUCACUGUAUUAAAUGGCUAAAUGAUUCUCUGGAUGUAGUUCACCAUCGGCCCAUUGUGCCAACAACUGAGAAACUCUUAUACAGUAUGUACUCCAGGCAAGAAACUUGUACACCACACCUAACAUGUUUUCCACUGUGAUCUUGUGUCUUGGAAUGCACUGCCAAUUUGCUUUACUUUCUCUGACUGGCAAUCCCCAAAUGACCUCAAGAUGUUGAUCUUAUUCAUUCGCCUUUAGUGUAGACAGUAUCAAAUGUUGAAAUACAUCUUGACAAUAUUCCAUUAUCGUGUCAAACUAUAAUUUCUAAUACAACACUUUCAUUCUUGGCCAUAUGGAAUUCAAAGACUGUGAUUUUAAAUUCGUAAGUCUCAGACUUGGAACCCAUAAAGCAUAAGUCCUGUUCAACCAGUUCUUGACCCUUAGCUGCACCGCUGCUUCCAGACCAAAGUUGACAAAAUUUGACGAACCAGGUCACUAACAUUUGAACAUUAAGCUUGAACAGAAGGGCAUGUAUCUUUAUUCUACCUACCCUUAGAGGAUGACAUGUUUGCUGUAAGCUGUCAAUAAUUCUGCAUUCAACCUCAAUUUGUAAGGAAAUGCAAAUGAAUGAGCAUCUUGAUGUUUCUCAGCUGAAUGAGCAGCAGUGCUCAAGAACAUCUUGGCCUCAGUUUUUUUUUUUUUGCUUUAAUCACAUGAAAAUGUCUUGCCAAUAAGAAAUAUUUGGACAGAUCUCUUGACAUAGAUCAUUUAAAUUAGCCAAAACUGCAUUAUGUGUUCAAGGACAUCGAUAAUUGCAUGAAAUAUACCAACCAAGCCAUUGUCAGUGUACCUGACAUGUAUAAAUACAUAAAUCUAAACUACUGGUGUGUUUUUUAGUGUAUUAGCUACAGUAGGACUCUAGGUCUGAAGAGUGUGGAUCCAAUCUUGGAUUUUCACAUGUGGUGUUCACACAUAAACACCAAGACAAACCA
Messenger RNA from Siniperca chuatsi (mandarin fish), 2783 nucleotides. It is a transcript of the gene chrnb1, whose product is annotated as cholinergic receptor, nicotinic, beta 1 (muscle). Gene Ontology annotation, molecular function: transmembrane signaling receptor activity; acetylcholine-gated monoatomic cation-selective channel activity. The transcript is spliced from 11 exons. The coding region runs from base 253 to 1740 and encodes 495 amino acids. Gene Ontology annotation, cellular component: synapse; neuron projection; postsynaptic membrane. NCBI's taxonomy places the organism in Eukaryota, Metazoa, Chordata, Actinopteri, Centrarchiformes, Sinipercidae. The record is from RefSeq and is a predicted model, not a curated record. Gene Ontology annotation, biological process: monoatomic ion transmembrane transport; chemical synaptic transmission; regulation of membrane potential.